AUGGCAGCUCCGAAUGGACAUGCCGAGACUGUCGGCGAACACCUCCAAGGUGACGCUGGCUUCGUGGAUGGCGAUCUGUACGCCCAGUUGAACGGCAUCGACAACACCAACAUCUUGAAGGGACAACACAAAGUCUCCAGGGGCCAUAGGAGAGUGAUCCAAGUGGGCACUGGUGUCGCCGGCAUCGCCCAAGCCGCGACUCUUCUCCAAAACAAGACGCUCAGGCCCGAAGAGCUGAUCAUCUUUGACGUUUUGAAGGAGUUUGGAGGUGUCUGGGCAAAGAACACCUAUCCCGGAUGUGCCUGUGAUGUACCGGCGCUGAUGUACACCAACAGAAUGAUGAUCUCGACCCAAUAUACACACGUCUUCGCGACGGGCCCUCAGAUAAAGAACUUCUAUGUCCAAAUGGCACACCGUUACGGACUGGAGAGGUGCACACAGUUCCAAACGUACGUCAGGUCUUGCACAUGGGACGAAAGCAACUUUCUCUGGCACGUCGAGACGGAGAAUCAAGCCACCGGAAACAUCGAGCUGUGGACCGCCGACGUCGUCAUCCACGCCAUCGGGUCCUUUGAUCGACCCAAGUUCGGCGGUAUUCCAGGACUGGACAGUUUCAAGGGCCAAUGGACGCACACAGGGACCUGGAAAAAGGAUUUCGACUGGGUUGGGAAAAGGGUCGCCGUUGUCGGCUGUGGCCCAAGUGCCGCCCAGGUCAUCCCCGAGAUUGUGGACCAGUGCAAACACCUCACCGUGUACAUGCGUACGCCGCCGGCCGUGCUGCCCAGGGGCGACGCCAAACACUCCAGCGUCUUCAUGUGGUGCUUGAAGUAUCUACCUUAUUUUGCCGUCUACAUGCGCUUCCUCGAGAUUGUCAAAGGGUGGCUGUUCGGCCCUCUGAUCAUCAAACGAGGCAGUUGGCUGAACAAGCUCCUCGACAAGAAGGCCAGGGAGUUUCUCGAAAAGCAAAUCUCAGACCCUAAGCUCCGGGAGAAACUGAACCGUGAAUAUGAAUUCUUCUGCAAUCGACCUCUCCUCCUGGACAACUUCUACCCCGCCUUGGCCAAGCCCAAUUGCACGGUGUUGAGAGAGCAGGUGACCCGGUAUACGGAGACGGGGAUUGAGGCGCGAGAUCUGAAGACGGGCGAGAAGUCGUUCCACGAGUUCGACAGCAUCAUCGUCGGCACCGGCUACAACACCUCCCGAUUCCUGUCCCACGAGAAGAUCACGGGCGUGGACGGGACGGAUCUCCAGCAGCACUGGAAGCAGUACUGCUCGACUUUGCACGCCGUCGCGACCUACGACUUCCCCAACUUCUUCUUCUGCAACGGGCCCAACGCCAACACCUUCAGCUCCAGCUACCACGACGUCAACGAGUCGACCUCGCGCUUCAUCGCCAAGUGCGUGGCGACCAUCGUCGGGAAGAAGAGCCGCGGCGUCAAGUUCGCCAUGAUGCCCAAGCCCGAGCGUGAACGGGAGUACCAGGACAUGGUCCAGCGGAGCCUCAGCGACACCACGAUCCAGUACCGUGGCUGUGCCAACCACAGCAUGAAGGACAGUAACCACCACAAUACGGCGCUGACAGGGGAGCACGUCUUGGCCAUUGCGUGGAAGUUCCGCAAGAUCAACUGGAAGGAGUGGGACACCAUCGAGAAGCCAAAGACCGAGAUUUGA
Fonsecaea nubica is the source of this 1671-nucleotide messenger RNA. RefSeq lists its product as hypothetical. The coding region runs from base 1 to 1671 and encodes 556 amino acids. The record is from RefSeq and is a predicted model, not a curated record. The transcript has 4 exons. Lineage: Eukaryota; Fungi; Ascomycota; Eurotiomycetes; Chaetothyriales; Herpotrichiellaceae. Gene Ontology annotation, molecular function: flavin adenine dinucleotide binding; NADP binding; N,N-dimethylaniline monooxygenase activity.